Molecule: messenger RNA, 652 nt
Organism: Periconia digitata
Lineage: Eukaryota; Fungi; Ascomycota; Dothideomycetes; Pleosporales; Periconiaceae
Source: the annotation of a GenBank genome assembly
AUGUGCAAAACAUGCUCACAAAAUUACGAGUUGCAUCAUGGCGAUGAAUUCAAACCUAGGACUGGAAACGUGCCUAAACAAACGAUCGAAGUUAGUUCUGCGACUCUCCCUGUAAAACUUGUCACAGGUAGCGAUAUCUCGUCUUCAGACAAGAUAUACACCACUCUGUCCCAUUAUUGUGGUUGUCGACUGCCCAGUGAGUAUACGACUCUAGCUGGUUUGCAACCACGCAGCCAAAGGAUUUUCCAUUGAAUUAAUUCCUCGAAUUUCCCAAGAUGCUAUCGAUAUUACAAGAGCUUUGGGCAUAUCGUGUCCAUUGUUCAAGGCAGGCUGGGAAGCCGAAGCAUCGAAGAUGAAAGACGUCAAUUCGCGUACUACGCUCAAUAUUAUCUAUCACACGACACCUCCCCGCUGAUCUAUAAUAUAUAUAAUAGCGAACACGGCAAUGUUGGUCUCCUGUUCUCCCGUCGGGGUUUCUCUGGCCGGCUGACUGUAUUCAGCUGCUCUACUUGGCGUUAUGCUAAUGUAAAGAAUAUAAUCGUGAUAAGGAUUACUGGAAAUAAUCAAUGCUCAGUGUCCUUUCGUACGCGGCUGCGUCGUCUUCGUAUUCGAGUCCAGAAGCCUUCAUCCAUCCUUCGCCAAAGAGUUAAUC